Messenger RNA from Austrofundulus limnaeus, 2379 nucleotides. Its product is annotated as F-box/LRR-repeat protein 7. The record is from RefSeq and is a predicted model, not a curated record. Gene Ontology annotation, molecular function: protein binding. Gene Ontology annotation, cellular component: cytoplasm. Lineage: Eukaryota; Metazoa; Chordata; Actinopteri; Cyprinodontiformes; Rivulidae.
GCUUGGAGACCAGUACAAGAACACUGAGCACCCCCAGCCCGGGCCUGAUCCUGCCGUCUAAGUCCUCCUCCCUCUCCUCACCUGCCCUUUCCAGUAAUGGCCACGAGACCAACUCCUCCUCCUCCUCCUCCGCCCACACCGAGACGGUGGCCGUCAUCCACCCUCAGCCCGGCGGCCACGCCCGCUCCAGGCAGUCGAAGACCCACCCCCACCRGCCCAUCGACCUCCUCCCGGACCACACGCUCCUGCAGAUCCUCUCCCACCUUCCCACCAACCAGCUGUGCCGCUGCGCGCGCGUCUGCCGGCGCUGGUACAACCUGGCGUGGGACCCGCGGCUGUGGAGCACCAUCCAGCUCGCCGGAGAGCUGCUUCACGCCGACCGCGCCAUCCGGGUCCUGACCCACCGGCUGUGUCAAGACACGCCCAACGUGUGUCUGACGCUGGAGACGGUGGUGGUCAACGGCUGCAAGCGGCUCACCGACCGGGGACUGCACAUCCUGGCCCAGUGCUGUCCUGAGCUGCGCCACCUGGAGGUUGCCGGCUGUUACAACGUGUCGAACGAUGCCGUGUUUGAGGUGGUGUCCCGCUGCCCCAACCUGGAGCAUCUGAACCUCUCAGGCUGCUCGAAGGUAACAUGCAUCAGUCUGACCCAGGAGGCCUCGCUGCAGCUGUCUCCGCUUCACGGCCAGCAGAUCUCCAUUCACUACCUGGACAUGACGGACUGUUUUUCACUCGAGGACGAGGGUUUGCGAACUAUCGCCUCCCACUGCCCCCGCCUCACCCACCUGUACCUGCGCCGCUGCGCCCGGCUGACGGACGAGGCCCUGCGCCACCUGGCCCUCCACUGCCCCUCCGUGAGGGAGCUGAGCCUCAGCGACUGCCGCCUGGUCGGGGACUUCGGCCUGCGCGAAGUGGCCCGCCUGGAGGGCUGCCUGCGCUACCUGAGCGUGGCCCACUGRGCCCGCAUUACCGACGUGGGCAUCCGCUACGUGGCCCGCUACUGCCCGAGACUCCGCUACUUAAACGCCAGGGGCUGCGAGGGGAUCACGGAUCACGGCCUGGGCCACCUGUCCCGGAGCUGCCCCAAACUGAAGUCCCUGGACGUGGGGAAGUGCCCGCUGGUGUCGGACAGRGGGCUGGAGCAGUUGGCCAUGUACUGCCAAGGCCUGAGGCGGGUCAGCCUCAGGGCGUGCGAGAGCGUGACGGGCCGGGGACUCAAAGCGCUCGCGGCCAACUGCUGCGAGCUGCAGCUGCUCAACGUGCAGGACUGCGAGGUGCCUCCAGAGGCGCUGCGCUUCGUCCGGCGCCACUGCCGGCGCUGCGUCAUCGAGCACACGAACCCGGGCUUCUACUGACACGUCCGCUCCUCCAAAUAUUGUAAUACUCCUGCGAUGCUGUUAGCAGAAUUCAGCCGAUGUAUUAGAUUGGGUUUAAACCUGGUGUGCAAUACAGGCCUUUAUAUUAUCUGCUCGAUGGCUGCAAGUGCCGUUCUUUAAAAAAAAUACUUCACCAGAAUGUAUUUAACAUAUUUAUCUGUAAAAGAAAAAGCCAGAGAAGUACAAUAUUUUACUAUUCCCCACCAGCGUUAACAACAUGCUACAACAUUGAGCACUGGGUACAGAUGUGUUAGCCUUUAAAGUCUCUUAAUAUAUGUUUUACUUUAAAACUCAACAUUACUUUAAAGCUCUGUAUUCUAUCUUGAAGUGGGGUUCUGUGGGUAGGUUAUGAAUAGGCAACAUCUUACCUGUUGUAGAUCGCUCUUUGAACAACUUCAGUUUAGAGAAAAACUAAUUGGAUGAUAAUCGGAUGAGCUAACCACUAUGGCGUGUUAUUUUAUUYUUAUUWUUGUUGUUUUAAGAUGGCAGUAACUCACUUUGGUUUUGGCUCUGCACAGACUAGCCUUUUGCUCAUUGUUCCAUUCAGAGUCAUUUCUUUGUGAUCUUUCUACAACAGGUAAGAUAUUGUUUACACAACACUCCAAAUCAAAAUAUCUGAACUGUUGCUUUAAAACCAUAAAAAAUAAUCACUUUCAUGCGUUAUUCUGACUAUUUAUAAUAAUAAAAAAAUMAUCAUCAGAUUAAAUCAGAGAGGAUGUGGCAACAAAGCAGCAAUAAAUUACAUCUGGUAAAACGAAAUCCACUCAAGUUUCACCUCUCUUUGUGUUUUGUGCCUUUGCACUUUAUUCAGCUCUACUGACAAUCAUUUAAACGGAGCUCAAAGUGUCGUAUUUCACAUUACAUCUGUCUUUAUUAAAGGUCACUGUUCCGUGUGAGGAGCUUUCCUGCCAUCAGAAACCACACGACCAGGGAUCAUUGUUGGAAAUAAACAGGAACACAUUGCUGCUAUGACUGUGCCAAUAAAUAUCUUCCUAAACCCAAA